This is a messenger RNA of Perkinsus marinus ATCC 50983, 809 nucleotides long. RefSeq lists its product as hypothetical. NCBI's taxonomy places the organism in Eukaryota, Perkinsozoa, Perkinsida, Perkinsidae. The coding region runs from base 43 to 327 and encodes 94 amino acids. The transcript has a single exon. The record is from RefSeq and is a predicted model, not a curated record.
CUUAAGCGCUCAGGCAUUCCAUCUUCAUCACAUUAAGCUCAUAUGAAGUUACCCUCCAUUCUGGCUAUCCUGUUCAUCUUGGGUGUUGUUAUCGGUGAUGUUCACGUAGAUGAUGCUGGGAAGAUCAUCUCCGAGAUGAUGAUGGAUAAGCAGGUCGACAAUGGCGGUCAUGUGUCCGAAUUUGUGCUCGAACAGAGCUCGCUUAACAAUCUCGGAGAUUCACCUACAUGUGUAGUGUGUUCAACCUGCCCGGCAGUUGAGUUUAUCUCGCCCAUCUGCUGGCCUUUAGCCCUCGUUUGUGGCAAAAAGUGCGAGCGUUGUUGCUGACAUUUGAUGUCUUGUUGGCAUUGCCUUCGGCUGUCCAACGAGCCAAAAGUACUCUCUCCUUUAUAUUUUCAAAAUAUUAUUUUGACAUAAUUGGUCAAUCCAACCGGUUUUCAUUUCUUUAGCUGAACCGUUAGUGGCGUCGGCUCAAGAAUGUCAUCUGAUGCAACAGCCAAUCUCCUUGCCAUGCCCAAGGAUGCUAUCUCUGGUCUCAGCAAUCUUCCAGAUUGUACGACACGAUGUUGCUGAGCAUGCAUCUGCUCACGAGAUCCUUAGACUGCCGUUCAAUCUCUCUCUAUACCGUCUUGUACCAGCUGAUAUGUUAUGUACGCGCUAUGGUGGAUUUAUAGCGUAUAGCUUUUGAUGUUCUUGUUGUCAAAGCUUCUGUAUACCUUCUGGUCCCAGCUGAUAUGUGCUGUACGCGCUAUGGUAGAUUAAUUGUGUAUAGCUUUAAAUGUUCUUGUUGUCAAAGCUUCUGUAUAUCU